Molecule: messenger RNA, 832 nt
Organism: Xylona heveae TC161
Lineage: Eukaryota; Fungi; Ascomycota; Xylonomycetes; Xylonales; Xylonaceae
Exons: 3
Coding region: 105-638 (177 amino acids)
Source: RefSeq, a predicted model, not a curated record
CUCGCGACUUUAAGCUCCCGAAUGCGAUAGUGUUCGGUGGACCAAGCUCUCUGCUUUUCCCCAGAGAUUCCACAUAUUAUCCUUAGAGCCUUUUCACAAAAGCAAUGUUAAGACAAAUCAGACCAUUUUUAAAAUCAACUGGCGCUGGCGCCCUCAAAACAUCUUGCUUGUCGAGAACCUUUCAUUACUCCGCAAACAGCUCGGCGCAGAAUCGAGUAUAUAAUUCGAUCCGACAUGAAGACGAAUUCUCCUCUCUCCUCCUUCUAUCCGCCAGCAACAAUGUCCCCUUGGUGACUCUCUGGACAGCCUCAUGGUGUCCUUCAUGCAAGGUGGUCGCUCCCAUGCUAAAAGACCUCAUUGAGCGAGAGCGCGUGGGGGAGCAAGAAGGAGGAGUACAUUAUGCAGAAGUUGAGAUUGAUUCGCCUACUAUUGGGGAUUUGGCCAUGAGAUACAUGAUCACAUCCCUUCCGACAUUGCUAUCAUUCAGUCGAGAGGAGGCGCAAAUGGAGACACGGGUCACCGCUUUAAAGGACCUGAAACGACCCGACUUUCUGAGAGAAUGGCUCGAGGCAGAGGCUCGGAGAGGCGGUGCUGGAGGGAGCGGUGGCGGAGGACCAUUUGGGUUAUUUGGUCGAUAAACGGUCCCCUCCGCAGCGCUAGAAGAUAGAAGAGGCUUUACACAUCUCACGGUCAGGAUAUGCCAGUGCGGGUUCCCGUAAAUAAGCCAUUGGGCCCUCGGGGCUGUCAUUAGAUUCAUUUUGGCGAGACACACUCGUUCAAUCUCUGCUGAUGCAUUGCAGCAAUGAAAGGGGCGUGAGUCUCGCCCUCAAAA